AUGAUUUCGCAGGUGUUCAUCUUGUCUUCCAAAGGCGAUUAUCUCAUCUACAAAGACUUCCGUGGCGAGGCUGGGAAAGAUUCCAUCAGCGUGUUCUACGAAAUGGUCACAGCCUUGAGUGGUGACCAGCCACCGGUUGUCAUGGUAACUUUCCGCACUCACAAAGACCUGCAUUUCAUUCAUGUCAAGCAAGGUGGACUUUACUGGGUUGCAUCUACAAAAGUGAAUCCUUCCCCCUUCACUAUCAUUGAAUUUCUCAACAGAUUAGCUGCACUCACAAAGGAUUAUUGUGGCAGUCUGUCUGAGAAAUCAGUCCGAAUGAAUUUUGCACUCAUUUAUGAGCUUUUGGAUGAGAUGGUGGAUUAUGGCUACAUCCAGACAACCUCCACUGAUAUCCUCAAAAACUUCAUUCAGACCGAAGCAGUCAGUUCCAAACCCUUUAGUCUGUUUGACCUUAGUAAUGUUGGCUUGUUUGGAGCUGAAACCCAGCAGAGCAAAGUGGCUCCCAGUGCUGCAGCCACUCGUCCCAUAAUGUCCGGUCGUGGAGAGCAGGGAGGGAAAAAUGAGAUUUUUGUGGACGUGAUAGAGAGACUCUCAGUGGUCAUUGGCUCCAAUGGUAUGUUGAUGAAGGCAGAUAUUGAGGGUGAAAUCAGAGUGAAGUGUUACCUACCAAGUUGUUCAGAGAUGAGAAUUGGAUUGAAUGAGGAGUUCAGCAUUGGGAAAUCUCAGCUAAGAGGCUAUGGGGCAGCAGUACAUGUAGACGAAUGCAGUUUUCACCAGGCUGUCAAAUUGGAUGAGUUUGAUUCCUUUAGAAUCUUGAAAGUUUGUCCCAGUCAGGGAGAGCAAACGGUAAUGCAGUACCAGCUCUGUGACAAUCUUCCUUGUGCUCCACCGUUUCGUCUGUUUCCCACACUAGAAAGGGAUUAUGGGAACAGGUUACUGAUAUACCUUAAACUACGAUGUGACCUGCCACCCAAAAGUUCUGCUCUUAACGUCUCCAUAACAGUGCCUGUUCCUAAAGGCUCAUUGAGCCUGUCUCAGGAGCUGAGCAGUCCAGACCAGAGUGCAGAGCUGCAGCCCAAAAACAAAGCCAUUUUAUGGGAAAUACCUCGAUUUCCUGGAGGGGCACAGCUUUCUGCACUGUUUAAGGUUGAGGUUCCUGGCCUUAGCUCUGCCUCCUUACUGGAGGUUGGUCCAGUUAGCAUGAGCUUCGAGUUACCUAAAUACACCUGCACAGGACUUCAGAUCCGGUUCCUUCGCCUCACCCCGACCCAGCCCGGACUGUCCCAACGCUGGGUCCGCUAUGUCACACACUCUGACUCCUAUACCAUCCGUAUCUGAACUCAGCAAAAAGAAAGAAAAACAGUGUUGAAACAAGCGAAUUGCAGUGGCCUAGUGACCUUGGCAGGAUAUGCAAAGGCCAAUCAAAGCAUCCCAUCUGAAUCAGAAUCAGAACUCACUGGUCUAUCUGAGGACUUCCCAUCUGAGUGACAGUGAACAUGGGUCAAGC
Messenger RNA from Chanos chanos (milkfish), 1510 nucleotides. RefSeq names its product adaptor related protein complex 4 subunit mu 1 (gene ap4m1). The transcript has 15 exons. Lineage: Eukaryota; Metazoa; Chordata; Actinopteri; Gonorynchiformes; Chanidae. The record is from RefSeq and is a predicted model, not a curated record. The coding region runs from base 1 to 1341 and encodes 446 amino acids. Gene Ontology annotation, cellular component: clathrin adaptor complex. Gene Ontology annotation, biological process: vesicle-mediated transport; intracellular protein transport.